AUCUGUUAGUUGCCUACGUUGAACCUGUAUGUAAAUAUGUCAAACGAGUAAACAAUGCCCUAUAAUUAACAACUAAGUGUUUAAAACAACAAUUACGUUGAACCGAAAAACGUACAAUUCUAAAUUAUCGUCUUGGACAGAUAAGCAUCAAGAGCAGCCAACAAAUUCAUCAUGCCUAUUAAAUAAUAGUGAAUAUAACACAUCAACAAAAAGUUGAUAUUGUGUGUUCCCUGGAAAUAAAUAAAUUUCCUGCAAGAUGAGCUCACUUACGAUAUCGGACGUGAUGGGAGCUCAAUUCGAUAAUGUUCUCUCACUGGCAUUGGGGCCCAUUGAAACGGUACAUCGAUGGAAACGUAUGCCGGAAUGUGACGAAUUUGUUGGAGCCAGGAGAAGUAAACACACAGUUAUAGCAUACAAAGAUGCUAUUUAUGUGUUUGGUGGAGACAAUGGCAAGUGCAUGCUCAAUGAUCUUCUAAGAUUUGAUGUGAAAGAAAUGUCAUGGGGCAGAGCACUGCUAACAGGAUGCCCACCAGCACCCAGAUAUCAUCACUCUGCAGUGGUGCACAAUACAUCAAUGUAUGUCUUUGGAGGAUAUACAGGUGACAUUCAUUCCAACUCCAAUCUCACCAACAAGAAUGAUUUGUUCGAGUACAAAUUCAAUAGUGGGCAAUGGGUUGAAUGGAAGUUUAAUAGUAAAUCGCCGGUGCCCGUGCCAAGAUCAGCACAUGGCGCUGCUAUUUUCGAUAAUAAAUUGUGGAUUUUCGCUGGAUAUGAUGGAAAUGCCAGACUUAAUGAUAUGUGGACUGUUUCUCUUGUUGGUGAUAACAAAACAUGGGAGGAAGUAGAUCAGCAAGGUGAAAGUCCACCAACAUGUUGCAAUUUUCCAGUGGCAGUUGCCAGAGAGUGUAUGUUUGUUUUCAGUGGCCAGAGUGGUGCAAAGAUAACAAACACUUUGUUUCAAUUCAACUUCCAAAGUAAAAUGUGGACGAGAAUUUCAACUGAACACAUUCUUCGAGGUCCUGCUCCACCUCCAGCACGUCGCUACGGUCACACAAUGGUUGCUUUCGAUCGACAUUUAUACGUUUUUGGCGGCGCCGCAGAUGCUACAGUCUCAAAUGAUUUGCACUGCUUUGAUCUCGAUUCACAAACCUGGUCUAUCAUUUUACCCGCCGCGGAUUCCUUCGUUCCAUCGGGAAGACUCUUUCAUGCCGCCGCUGUUGUCGGCGAUGCAAUGUUUAUCUUCGGUGGUACUGUAGAUAACAAUGUGCGCAGUGGAGAGAUGUACCGAUUUCAAUUCUCCAGCUAUCCGAAAUGUACACUGCAUGAUGACUACGGUAAAAUUCUGGAAAGUCGACAGUUUUGCGAUGUGCAAUUUCAAGUUGGGCCUGACGAAGAGCGUAUUCUUGCACAUCUUGCUCUCGUUGCUGCGCGUUCGCAAUUCCUCAGGAAUAAAAUAAAACAAGCAAAAGAUAAUCGCGAUCGACACUUGGAAGAAUUAUUUGGGACUGUGGAUGUUCCCUUCACUGAUUUACCUCUACUCGAAGUUAAACUGCCGGAUGCAAAUCCCGAAGCAUUUGAAAUGGUUUUGAAUUACAUCUACAUGGAUUGUAUUGACCCAACUAAACGCGCCCAGGAAGGCGAAAGCCCUCACAGUAAUCGCAUCGUUCUCUUGAUGAUGGACGUGUAUCGUCUUGCAGUGCAAUUCGAAAUGGCACGAUUGGAACACCUCUGCGUACAGUAUUUGAACGCGACGAUUUGUUUGAACAACGUGCUGGUAGCUCUGCAUAACGCGGACUCCCUGCAAUUGACAUUCAUCAAAGAGUUCUGCCUAAGAUUUAUCGUCAAAGAUACGCAUUACAAUCAGAUUGUAAUGUCUAGAGAAUUUGAGACGUUAGACAGGGUGUUGAUGGUUGAGAUUAUUCGACGCAAGCAAGUACCACAGAACAGAGCGCAAAUCGAGCCGAAGUUCGAUGGGUUGGGAUCGUCCCUAGAGCAAGAUAUGGCCAUGUUUUUGAGGACAACUGGCUUGGAAUUCUGUGAUAUUAAUUUAUUAUUGGACGGCGCUGUUAUUCCCGCACAUAAGAGUGUUUUAGCCGCAAGGUGUGGGUAUUUCGAGGCAAUGUUUCGAUCGUUUAUGCCUCAAGAUGGUACUGUUAGGAUUCAAAUCGGUGAAAUGACACCGUCAAUCGAAUCAUUCUACUCUCUUUUGCGUUACAUUUACUAUGGAGAUGUGAAUAUGCCCCCUGAAGAUUCUCUUUACCUUUUCUCCGCUCCAUACUUCUAUGGGUUUACCAACAACAGGCUGCAGGCAUUCUGCAAGCAGAAUCUCGAGAUGAACGUGACGUUUGAGAAUGUAAUUCAGAUCCUCGAAGCAGCUGAUCGUAUGCAGGCCACUGACAUGAAGAAAUAUGCUUUGGGGAUUAUCGUGCAUUACUUCCCCAAAGUUGCGAAGAUGCCGCGCCUCAAGAUGCUGAGUAAAGAUCUGCUGUUGGAUAUUCUCACCGCGCUGGGAAAUGAUCGGUCGGACAGCAAGCUAUGUCAGGAUAUGUCCUCUAUUAGCAUUAGCAGUGACAACUGAUGCUGGUUUAAGUUCUAUUUGCUUCUACUUAGAGCCUAGCAGAAAAAAAACGCAUGCAAUAGUUUAGUUAUUAUUAUAUAUUUUAAUGAGGCUAAUUCAUUGAUCUAAAAAAUAGGAAAAGACUAAUUACUGAGCUUUAAAAUUGUUUCUGUUGUAACCAAUGUUUGACUGCAUUUACAUGAUCACCAUGUAUUAAUAUAUUGCCUGCAAACUCA
Molecule: messenger RNA, 2793 nt
Organism: Dalotia coriaria
Lineage: Eukaryota; Metazoa; Arthropoda; Insecta; Coleoptera; Staphylinidae
Gene: Lztr1
Product: Leucine zipper like transcription regulator 1
Exons: 5
Coding region: 257-2578 (773 amino acids)
Cellular component (GO): Golgi apparatus
Molecular function (GO): protein binding
Source: RefSeq, a predicted model, not a curated record